ACCCUUAGCGCCCUAACACUUCCAUAAACUUCCCUUCCAAUCCCUUCUAGUAAUAAGAUGGCAUCCCAGACCGUCGAGAGCUACCGUGAAGGCGCCGAGGUCUACCGCGGCGACGACAUCUGCAAGAAGAAGUCCGUCCAAGUGCUCGAAGAGCUCGGCCUCCCCAAGGGUCUGUUGCCCCUCGUCGACAUCGAGGAGUUUGGCUACAACCGUGCGGCCGGGUUCAUGUGGCACGUCCAGAAGAAGAAGAAGGAGCACACUUUCAAGAAGAUCAAGCAGACGGUGUCGUAUGCCGCCGAGAUGACGGCUUUCGUGGAGCAGCGCAAGAUGAAGAAGAUAACGGGGGUGAAGACGAAGGAGCUGUUGCUAUGGCUUUCUGUUGUGGAGGUGUACAUCGAUGAUCCCUCGUCGGAGAAGAUCACUUUCAAGACCGGCACCGGGCUGUCUGAUAGCUUCCCGGUGUCUGCCUUCGAGCUCGAGUAGCUUGAGAGAGGAAAGAGGGUGGAGGGAUUCAGGAGUUCUCUUGAUCUAUUGAGAACAUUACCAAGAUUUUAGUUUCUGACUUAUAUUUCACUUAAUAUUUGCCGUUGUAUCAAAUUAAAGUUCAAUUAAUGGUCUCGUUAUGAUAUAUAUGGUUCAUUCAAAUGCUA
Molecule: messenger RNA, 650 nt
Organism: Phoenix dactylifera (date palm)
Lineage: Eukaryota; Viridiplantae; Streptophyta; Magnoliopsida; Arecales; Arecaceae
Source: RefSeq, a predicted model, not a curated record